Perognathus longimembris pacificus (Pacific pocket mouse) is the source of this 372-nucleotide messenger RNA. Its product is annotated as sarcolemmal membrane-associated protein-like. Bases 1 to 372 code for a protein of 123 amino acids. The record is from RefSeq and is a predicted model, not a curated record. The transcript has a single exon. Lineage: Eukaryota; Metazoa; Chordata; Mammalia; Rodentia; Heteromyidae. Gene Ontology annotation, biological process: regulation of voltage-gated sodium channel activity; regulation of membrane depolarization during cardiac muscle cell action potential; protein localization to plasma membrane.
AUGAUAAAACUUUUUCUACCAGAUGGCAUGGACGCCCGGCUCCGCUCAGACGUCAUCCAUGCCCCAUUACCAAGUCCUGUUAACAAUGUUGCUGCUAACACUCCCAGUAUGUACUCUCAGGAACUAUUCCAACUUUCUCAGUGUCUACAGGAGACCUUACAUCGGGAACAGAUGUUGGAACAGAAGUUAGCCAUGCUUCAGCGGCUACUAGCCAUCACCCAAGAGGCUUCAGAUGCCAGUUGGCAGGCUUUGAUAGAUGAAGAUAGACUCUUAUCACGGUUAGAAGUUAUGGGAAACCAAUUACAGGCAUGCUCCAAAAAUCAAACAGAAGAUAGUUUACGGGAGGAACUUAAUAGCAUUACAAGAAGAUAA